Messenger RNA from Ixodes scapularis (black-legged tick), 3365 nucleotides. Its product is annotated as SAC3 domain-containing protein 1. Lineage: Eukaryota; Metazoa; Arthropoda; Arachnida; Ixodida; Ixodidae. The transcript is spliced from 6 exons. Gene Ontology annotation, cellular component: spindle; nucleus; centrosome. The coding region runs from base 133 to 1011 and encodes 292 amino acids. The record is from RefSeq and is a predicted model, not a curated record. Gene Ontology annotation, biological process: centrosome duplication; spindle assembly.
GCCAACGAGGUUGCGCCGCGCCCACGCUACCGUUUGACUACCGGACGAUCGUGAAAUUUUAAUGAAUGUCGCGUAAAAAAACACACACAAAAAAACAAUAUAUUCACGGGAAAAACUAACAUUGGCGCUGGCAUGGCUGGUGUGGUCGGAAGGUGUGGAGACAUGUGCCCUCGACGUGAGCGGGAAUGGCGCGAGAAAGAACGACUUCUGGACCCCUUCGAGAUAGUUCCCGGCACCGAAAAACAAGCACGACCGAAAGCUGAUCGAGAUAGGGCCGUCAAGCAGUUUGCAAGGUCAGCGGCUGGGCAGAGACAGGCCAGUCCUGAUGAACUGAGGCCACCCGACGUUCUCCUGAGAACCACAUCGUACCUUCUACGCACGAUUGUGCCAUCCAAGGAAGCCAGCUGGAGCAGCAUCUACCACUUCGUCUGGGAUCGCCUGUGGUCGGUGCGUCAGGACAUGACCGUGCAGGGCAUUCGUGGGACAACGUGUAUCACUGUCCUCGAGCAGGCAGUCCGCUUCUACGUCUAUGCCUCUUUCAGGUCCUGCCAAGAAGGCCCCAACAGUGGCUUUGAUGCACACAUCAAUGGACAGCACCUGCAGGAAUGCCUCAAACGACUGCUGGUGCUUUAUUGCGAGAUGGAUUGGAAGACACACCCUCACCAGCCGGAGAUGGAGGCCAUCUACCUUUUGCACAACCUGGGAUCGGCCGAGGCCUUGGCGCACGCCGUUAGUCUCCCACGAUGUUUGCGGGCUGUUGCCGAAGCUGUGAGCAUCUUCAAUCAGGGUCAAAAGAAGACCAACGAGAGUGUGGUGGCGAGCCUGGGCUACACCGUUGGCAGUGCUCUCAUCAGGAGGAGCAUCGAGAAGGAUGGCGGGAGACUCCACAAGGCCAACACGGUGUUCUUGGACAGUGACAGCAUGAAGAAGCAGCUCCCCACAAGGCACAGGGCAGACACAGCGCAAGACUACAGUCCCGGGCUUCUUUCAGGACAAGCCAGCCUCGCCUGAGCCAGCAUUUUUGAUGCCAACUCCCCAAAAAAGCUCUUCUUUGGGCUAAAAAUCCUCUGCUUAUUGGGCUGCUUUUUCGGCACGUAUCUACCCGCUUGUCCACAGUUCAAACCAGACAGAUUCUGUCUGUCUGAGGUUGAAACAUCCAGACUUAUGCAUGUUCAAACUUUAAAGUCGAUUUUCUCAGCUUAAUUUUUUUCACCAUAUGCUCCAGCCUUACGGGCUUUAUUUGAUAAACUUCUACUAUUUUUAAUAGGAAAGUGUUUUAUAACCCCGUAAGAAAUGAGCUAAUUAGUAUUAAUUAUGUUCGUAACCUUUCGCAAAAGACAGAUAUUCAAAAUCCGAUUGCAUUUCUGAAAUCAGCAGAACAAACCACAUAACCAUGCCAAAUACCAAGGAGAGAAGCCAAUAAAUAAAUAAAAAAGUUUAAGAAGGCACCAACAGUGCAAAUUUGUCAUGGAGAUUAUAUUUAUCAUUUGACUAAGUGUCGAGAAUAUUGAAACUGGCUUCCCUUUUGCAUAUAUCGUGACCACAAUACACAUAGUGGGUCUAUCGAUGCAGUUUUUUGCUGCACCGAUUGUACAAAUGUACAAGUGCGACUUCUACAGAAGUGGGAUUUAUCGACCAACUUUAUUGUGAAAACGGGUGUUUAUAAGGGUGCGACUUAUAGACCAUAAAAUAUGGUAAUUUAUGUGAACUGAUGCAGGCAUGUCAAAUUUGAAACUUUCAACUCUCUUGUCAUUUGAGAUGGGAAGGAGGAGGAGGGAGGGGGUGUUAUCCCCCUCUGCCUCCAAAAUUUUUUGUUGGUGCUGUGAACAGGGGAUUUGGUAAAAACAACUGGUGACUCCAUCUUUAAUUUUUCUCAACUUUCUCUCACAGUUUUAAGUUUUGAUCACGAGGUCCUGUGGAUUUUGUAUGCAGACGUGAACAAAUGGCUCUACUGUUGCUUUGUUUACUGGGUGCAGCUACAGGCCCUUGCCCAACCUUGACGAUGUAAAAAUAACCACGGGCAUUCAUUUCUGACUUGUUCAAAAGUUUUGCAGCACCUGGCAACUGAAACUUGAAGCUGAAAAGAGUAAAAAGUUCGAUCAGAGUUCCUAAUAUAUACUAGUAGACUUUUAACAGAGGUCCCAAAUCAUUGUUUCGAGUCAGGACGAAUCGUCCUUUUCUUUGUUCACAAGAAAAGGGGAUAGAUGGACGUAACGGAUUUGCCUGCUAAUUAAUUGAUUUUCAUUAUCAUGUAUGUUGAUUUUUGCAAAGAUAUGACAUAAGAGAUAUUCACCGCUCAUUAUAAAGUGCCUAUUUCGAAGCUACGGUCCAUGUAUAAUGUGACUGUUACAAUACUGCUUUUAUUGAAGCUCAGUAAUCUCUUUUAAAAAAGAAGUAUUUUUUACUUUAAAAGUAAAAGAAAAUAAAACCCUACAACAUCCACUUUUUAAUAAAAAUUGGCAGGAGAAAACUCCAGAUCCUUACUUGAAUCGCAGUUUGAAGAAUAAAACCCGAUUUUGACUCUCCCGAAAUAAAAAGCUUCUUGUUGUAAGUAUAAGAUUUGACUUUUGAGAUCUCUUCUUGUUUUUAUCGGACGGCUAAAAAGGUGCUUAUCCAAAAUGCUACAGAACUCUAGAAACUCAUGCAGUUUUGGUUUGAAAGCAAAUAACUGGCAGAUAAAACGAUCUUGCAGCAGUCUGUCAAGUGGUUUAUAAAAUUAAUUAGUUUAAUCUGAAGAUGUGGUCAUUUCACUUGCCUCCCGUGGCCUGGACUGGUGCACAACAGAUCAGCUUCCCAACUCUGUGCUUUGUCCCAAUUUCCGUAACAUUAACCCUUUGAUGGCUGAGUUCUUUUCCCCAGUGGUUGGUAAAGAAAAGGUGAAUGCACAGGUUUCAUUCGGCUUCAUUUUGGCGCGUUCGCUUCUGCGAGAUUCCGGCAGUUUCAAAUUCUGAACCGGAGGUACUUUACAGAGCUUCUCCAUCGGAUGGUGAGCUCUCAUCAUCUGAAUUUUAUUCUGAGAAGCGUUACAAGUCUGAACCGGAAGAGCAGGCGCUCCUGUUGCCACUACCGCCAGACCAGCCGACAUACAAAGCCACCAUCUCGCACGUAUCACAUCCAUGGAGCAUCUAAACUAUAAAUAGCCCUAGGAAGCAAAACAUCAUGCAAUUAUGAUGAUUAUAGUUUACCUAAAGCAUAACAAAUAGCAACACCUCCCAUGGUGCAUGUGGUUUCACAUAUAGGUAGGCACUUUCAAAUGUGUGAUUGCCGUCUUACCUGUAUAGCGACGACCGUCAAACGGUUAUAGAUUUGUGAACUAAUCAAAAUUUGCCCUUGAGGACAAACCUAGUUCGUCAUUGCUCUUGUGC